Messenger RNA from Priapulus caudatus, 2281 nucleotides. Its product is annotated as methylmalonic aciduria type A homolog, mitochondrial-like. Gene Ontology annotation, cellular component: cytoplasm. The record is from RefSeq and is a predicted model, not a curated record. Lineage: Eukaryota; Metazoa; Priapulida; Priapulimorpha; Priapulimorphida; Priapulidae. Gene Ontology annotation, molecular function: GTPase activity; GTP binding.
GAACAUGGGGAGCUUCAGAUGCUGUCUUUGCCGUCUCCAGCUAUUGAGAGUUGCCAGCACCCGGCGAUUACUUUACACGUGCGGUGUCCUACCUCGGGCACCAACUCAUUACCCUGUCUUCAAUGAGUCUCCCGCCUUGGAUGACUCGGAAGUUGCUCCAAAUAAAAAGAAUGUAGAACGACUGUUUCUCGGUGUUAUGUCCGGGAGCAGGAGUGCUCUGGCUGAGUCUAUAACGCUUGUUGAGUCAGUACACCCGAGGAAGAGAGCAGAGGCUCAACUCCUCUUGAGUAAUGUUCUGAAAGUCGCUAAGGAGAAGUUGAAGGUGAAAGGCCCAAAGACUUUAUCAUUUAGAGCAGGGCUCUCAGGUCCCCCUGGUGCUGGUAAAUCAACCUUCAUUGAGGCAAUAGGAAAAUAUGUGACUGGGCUCGGUCACAAGGUUGCAGUACUUGCUGUAGAUCCAUCUUCAUCAACUAGUGGUGGAUCUUUGCUAGGGGACAAGACUAGGAUGCCGAAACUGUCAGUAGAUCACAAGCCUACAUCAGGCGUCUCCCACAUCGGAACGCUGGGAGGUGUGGCCCGCAACACGAACGGCAUACUUCUCUGCGAAGCGGCCGGCUACGAUUUGGUGCUGGUCGAGACGGUUGGCGUGGGGCAGUCCGAAUAUGCUGUCGCCUACAUGACAGAUAUGUUUGUACUGCUGCUGCCCCCUGCUGGGGGAGAUGAACUUCAGGGAAUCAAGCGAGGUAUCAUUGAGAUGGCAGACAUUGUUGCUGUGACGAAGGCAGACGGAUCUUUACUUCCCGCUGCCAGAGCAAUACAAGCCGACUACACCAGUGCAUCUAAGAUCAUGAGACAAAAGAGCAAGUAUUGGAAAAUGAAGGUAACACGAGUGUCAUCAGUGACAAAGGAGGGAAUCCCAGAACUUUGGACAAUGAUAGAAGAUUAUAAAAACAAGAUGACAGAGAGUGGAGAGCUGUUGCGCCGGAGGCAGAACCAGCACAAGAUCUGGAUGUGGAACCAAAUAAGAGAUCAGGUACUGGGUCUUUUUAAACGGCACCCGAGGAUUUCUCUACGGAUCAGUGAGGUGGAGCAGAAAGUAGAGAGUGGAGACAUCACGCCUGGAAAUGCAGCUGAUCUACUUCUCAGGGAGUUUAGUAAAUAGCUACGCCUAGCUUUCAUGGAUAAACUGCUGUUGAAGUUAUCAUCGGUAUGUGGGUAUUAUCACCUCACCAGCUCCAAGGAUAUGUAGUGCAUAUAUGCCAGCUCUGUUACUAGAUCACUGCUGGGGUUUUUCGCUUGGGGGUUUUGCGUGAUUCGAAUACAAGUCUGGCAAAUUCAGUGGCCCUAUAGGUUUGUGUUUAUUGUCAUGGCAACACAACUCAAUCUGUCUCCAUUAUUCCAAUUUGGUCUAAAAUUUCAAACACUGGUAUCAUCUUUUUACAUAAUUUGUUUUAAACCCAAGCAGGUGCAAGCAGUUUCAUUUCUUGUCUGGCACCAUCUUGAGUUUAGAGUAAUUUUGUAGUGCUGUAUCCUACACUUACAAAUCAUGUAACCAAUUGUGUCUAUUAUCUUCAGGACUUGCUAAUACUAUAUGUAUGUAAUAAUUUAUUAUAUUUGUCUCACACGUCUAAUAUUCAAACCCUAUUAAUUUGAUGCAAGUCCACUUUAAAUUCCUGGUGGUUUAAAGAGUAAUGGAUUGCAGUGUAUAGAGCACAUAAGGAUAAUCCAAUAGGGAUUUUGUUGAGCUGGUAAAUUACACGAUACCUGUCUUACAGUACUUUGUGUCAGCCAUAAAACUUGUGCCAAGUUUUGUACAACUGCUAGUUGACUUGAUAGUCUAGAUCAUGGCUUUACACAUCUAAACCUCAAACGAUGCCAAGUUUGGUGUGACCUCUUACUUUAAUAGAUCUUUUCUUUUUGCCAUAAUUUGACUGACAUUUCUACACAGGUUGUUCUAGACUUAUUUCCACCAGACCGUGUGUACCUACGAAAAUCAGAUUAGCUCUGUAAGUCGGCGGCUAUGUAUCGCUGUAGUAAAGAGUCAUUGUGCCUACUAAAAUCCUAUUGGGGUGUAAAGAUGCGUGACUUUGUCCAAAAUCACUUACAGUUUCAAAAUAGUGACCAAGUCUUUCUGAUAACUUAUAUACAAAAUAUUAUAUCCAUGUGUUUACUAGUCUGCAUAGUGUAAAUACUGACCUCAUGGUGUAUUUAUUUUAGUAAUUUCAAUUGAUUACAAAAAAAAUGUGCAAAUAAAUUGCGACAAAUUUUUUUCACAGAAAUA